AUGAAGCUCCUUUUGUUCCUUGCUGCUUGCCUUGGCUUGUAUUACACCUCAGAGGGGAAGGUUUAUAGUCGCUGCGAGUUGUACAGGAUCUUCCAACAAACUGGGCUGUCUGGAUAUCAUGGAUAUAGCGCUGCUAACUGGAUAUGUCUUGCCUAUUAUGAAAGUCGUUACAACACUGCAGCUGUGAACAACAAUGGGCCAAGCCGUGACUACGGAAUAUUUCAGAUUAACAGCAAAUGGUGGUGCAAUGACGGAAAGACUUCUAAUGCUAAAAACGCUUGUGGAAUUAGCUGUCAAAGUCUCCUCAAUGAUAACAUCUACGAUGACAUUGAAUGUGCCAAGAGAGUUGUGAGAGAUCCUAAUGGCAUCUCGGCUUGGUAA
Messenger RNA from Staurois parvus, 381 nucleotides. Lineage: Eukaryota; Metazoa; Chordata; Amphibia; Anura; Ranidae. The record is from the annotation of a GenBank genome assembly.